UGAUGAAUAUUUAUAAAUAGUAAGAAGAUAAUAUUCUAUAUGUAUUCUCAUAUCGCGUUAUAAAUUAGAAACAAUAAAAGAAGAAGUAGAAAAUGUAAGAAAGCAUUUUAAGACAGAAGAAGAUAUAUAGAAGUUCGAAAAUAGAUUAAUAGUAGAUAUGGUUGAUAUGUGUUAAGGAUAUUUUUAAGCAAACUCAAAUUAAGAAGAAGUAUUUAUUUUUUAUUUAUUAAUUAUUUUAAUAAAUAAAUUUAAAGGUUUUGAUAUAAUUAAAUACAAAAAAACUCAAUUUCGAAAAAUACCCUUAACUAUAUAGUAAAUUAGAUUUAGAUUAAUAUAAAAUUGAUGAAUGGUCACUUUUCUUAGAUGAAUAAAAAUAAAGCAUUCUUAAAUAUAUAACAAUGUUUGAUGAAAAAAUGGCUUAAUAACCUAAAAAAGAACCUGUAGAUGAAAAUAUAUACAAAAUUUCAUUAGAACCUAAAAUCGGUGGUCUUUCUAUAUCUGAAACAUCUUAAAUUAUUAAAUAUUUGUAUUUUGGAACUAUAUUUAGUAUUAUUGCUUUUAUUAUUUAUUAUGGAUAUAAAUAAACUGAUUAAAAUAUAAAAGUUAAAGGAUAAAAAGAUAAGAAAAAAGACAAGAAAAAAGACUGAAGAAAUAAUAUAUUUAAAAAAAAAAAAUUGAUAUCAAAUAUUAUAUUUUUUUUUUAAAUAAAAAUAAUAAAUAUGUAAUUAUUUUUAUUUUUCAAUUAUUAAUGUUUUAUAAAGUUGGAAUAUGUU
Ichthyophthirius multifiliis is the source of this 773-nucleotide messenger RNA. RefSeq lists its product as hypothetical. The transcript is spliced from 2 exons. Lineage: Eukaryota; Ciliophora; Oligohymenophorea; Hymenostomatida. The record is from RefSeq and is a predicted model, not a curated record.